UGUCCGGACAAAUGUGCAAAAAUAACCGUGCAUGAAAUCAGUACUGUGGGAAGAAAAAAGAUGUUUUACUGGAUGGAGAGGAGCAGCGGCGGCUCGGAGAUGCUCGACGGUCUUAAUAACAUGUCCAAAGCGGAGAUACUGAGAGGAAUCGUCACCGAGAAACUGACGACAGCCGCGCAGGAAAUCUUAGCGGUGGUAGAGAGAACCGUAGCCGGGUACGAGGAGGAGGCUUCGGGCUUCCGACGGGAGAUCGACCGGCAGAGGAGGCAGCUGGAGCUUCUCCUGCAGCCUCGGGUCAAACUGGAGAGAAGAGCCCUGGAUCCAGAUCUGGAAGGCCAUGAGCUGGUUGUUGUGAGUGAGGAAGAAGACGAAGAAGAGCAGCAGCACACACAGCAGUCAGGUGUGGACGACACUGGAAGUCUGGGCCUCCUGUGGUACGAUGAUGAAGAGGGUGAUGGUGGGGACGAAGAGCAGCAGCUGUCGGUGCAAACGGCAACAAGCUCCAGACAGAGACGAGAAGAUCUGAAGGACCCAGAUUAUCAAAUAAAAUCAAGAGGUCAGUCUGACAGAAGGAGGACCAGCAGACCUCAGAUCAGUGACCUGCAGAGCCAUCUAGAUCUCAGGAUCUGCAUCCUGGAGGACUCUCAGACCGAUGUGCUCUCAAAAAGGGUGUUUCAGAAAUGUCCGGUGCAGGAGGUGAGGUGUCCUCGUGGGCUGCAGGAGGAGGACUUCCUGGACCUGCUGAGGUCCACUUUCCCUCAGCUGGCUGCUCAGAAACCUUUUGACGUCUUCACAUCCGACAGAAGGAAGAGACUCCAGCCUCUGAGAGUGAAGACGCUGACACCAGAGGAGAUCCACAGGAGCAUCAGGCAGACCGGAGCAGGAACCUCAGCCCUCUACAUCCGCCUGAAGACCGGAGAGGAUCCUCAGAGCAGCAGCGAAGACCUCCAUCCUCCACAGACACGAGCUGGUUCUCCGUCCAGCUUUGCCGCGACGUCAGCUGAUAGAACCCAAAUGUACACCAGGUUAUCGUCUCCCAGAGAUUCGUCUGGCAGGAGGAGGCGCGGCAGACCUCGCCUCGGUGAGGAACCGACGCACCGCUUCCUCAAAGUCUGCAUGCUGGAAGAUUCCCAGUCAGACGUCCUGUCUAAGAAUGUGUUACUGAAAUCCUCAAUACAGGAUCUGAGGUGUCCUCGUGGCCUACAGGAGGCAGACUUCCUGGGUCUGCUGAGGUCCACCUUCCCUCAGCUGGCAGAAGACAACAAACCUUUCGACAUCUUCAGGUCCGACAGGAGCAGGCGGCUGCAGAGGCUCAAACUGAAGACACUGACACCGGAGGAGAUCUACAGGACCAUGAAGUCCACCGGGCUCAGAGGGACGUGCCUCUACAUCCGACUCAAAACAGGAGAGAAGGAGGAAGAGGAGGAGCAGCUUCACCUUUUACCGAGGAACGACGAGGCAGCCACCGAUUCUCCGUCUGCCGCCGCCGUGACGACAAGAGACGACGGAGCCGGACUCGGUUCAAGCAGCCCUGUUCAACACGUCCUGUCCAGAAGCUCAACAUCACAUCAACAGGACAUGGAAACGGAGGAAGCUGCUGAGACCCAAGCGGACUCCAGCGACGACAAAGACGGAGACGACGACUGGAAACCGGAUCCUGAGCUCCAGUCAUCAAAGCCGAGGAGGAGUCGAGGAGCCAACGCACCUGGUGUGGAGGGGAAGUUGCCCGAGAGCAGCAAAACGCCGUGCAAAGUUUGUGGAGUUUGGUACAAGAUGCUGGGCAGUUUGAUCAAACAUGCCUGGAGUCACGUGGAGGAACCGCAGAGUGUGUGUGGAGUGUGCGGAGAGCAUUUUGAAUCUGUGGAAGAGUUAAAGGAACAUCUUAGAAAUCAUCAAAAAACUCACGACUGUUCAUACUGCGAGAAGUCUUUCCUCACCAUCGCUGGCCUCAACUACCACACCACUCUACACACAGGAAACAGGCCGUUCACAUGUGACGUCUGCAACAAAACCUUUGCUCACACCUCCAGCUUGAGCGUCCACCGCUGGGUCCACGUGGCGGAUAAACCACACAAGUGCGACACGUGCCCGAAGGCGUUUGGUCUGAAGGCGCAGCUCAGAGCUCACAGGAAGGUGCACACAGGUAGAGACAAGUACCACUGCAACGUUUGUGGAAAAUCUCUGUACGACAUGCGAUCUUUAACCCGCCACAAGGCCACGCACUCAGGCGAGAGGCGUUACGGCUGUGAGGUCUGCGGGAAGCGUUUCAAACUUUCCAGCACGCUGAAGGCGCAUGAGAAGACCCACACAGCCAGAGACCGGCCGUACCUCUGCCACAUCUGCUGCAAGACGUUCCUCUCCAACUGCGGCUUGACCACUCACAUGAGAACGCACAGCAACGAGAGGCCGUUCAUCUGCAUCACGUGUGGCAAAGGCUUCAUAUCCAACGGCGAGCUGAAGAAUCACAUGCGCGUGCACACCGGCGAGGCGCCGUACGGCUGCUCCGAGUGCGGCCGCUUUUUCAAACGCAAGACUCACCUGAACAACCACGUGAGGAGCCACCUGGGCAUCAAACGGUUCGUCUGUGGGGUUUGCGGGAAAGCGUGCUCUCGCCAAGAACACCUGACGGUCCACAUGAGGACCCACAACGGAGAGCGGCCGUACCAGUGCAGCGUCUGCGACAAAGCCUUCACUCAGAGCCACUGUCUAAAGACACACAUGAAGAGCCACCAGGGGGCAGAAGACCCGUUCCUGAAUGCAUCCUCGUCCUGAAAGAGGCCUCAUCAGCCCGUUUGGUCGCAGUGACGCCAUGAACCAAAGUCAGAAAACAAUAUUCAACCGUACUUUUUGAAAGAAAACAAAACGAAGUGCUUAAACAAUGAACUGAUUAGACAGAAAAUGAAUCAUUUAAAAAAACGUUUACUUUGGCGUCAGUAUUGAAAGUUAAGAAUCGGAUCGGGACGAGAACUGACACACGCCAGAUAAACGACUGCGGCUGCACCGAGUAGUUCGAAGCUUCGUUCAGAACUCUAAAUGAACAUUUGUGUGUAUUUAUCCCGUUCAAACCGCCUGGUCAUAUUCCCAGAUCACCAGAGAGCAACAUUUUGUCUCAACAUGAACCACCCCACCACCAAUUAAAACAGCCAGAAAAAAAAACAGUUACUUACGAAGGCCAGUCGCCCGCUGGAGAAGCACAACUAUCGAGGAAAAGUGACCAAAGCAGCUAAAUCUGAGCACGUCACCAACAUCAGGCAGGCAAUGGCUAACGAGGGGCUAGAAGCUGCAUGGAGGGCGGAGCCGUGGCUGGGGAACCUGCGUUGCAGAGAGGUUUUCUGGCAGGAAGGUUUUGCACGUGUGGAGGAGUGUGAGGAAGCAGCAUCAGUGUUUCAUAACCUGGGAAGACGGCGCGUUUGUUUAAACCCCGUAUUUAAAGAAUAAGAGACACUAAUAUUAUUUGGAUUAUAUUAUUUCCAGUUGUGGCUGCGCAGGAUUGUUUCCAACUCACACAAGUCCAGAGCCUCCAAAACCAAAACCAUCCAGACCCCCAGAGCAGUACUAACAGUCCUGAACUGUGUUCCUGUUAGGAGACAAACAUUGUCCAACAGCUUUUACUCUUUGCAUUACAGCUGUAAAUGACUGGGUUUAUUUACUUUAUUGAUCCCAAGACUGGGACAUUAUUCUCUGCUUUCCCCAUCACUGGGGAAACACACACAGGAUCUGGACUCAACUGCAAUCAAGCGCCCAGGGAGCAUA
Messenger RNA from Chelmon rostratus (copperband butterflyfish), 3753 nucleotides. RefSeq names its product zinc finger protein 568-like. The record is from RefSeq and is a predicted model, not a curated record. Bases 61 to 2772 code for a protein of 903 amino acids. NCBI's taxonomy places the organism in Eukaryota, Metazoa, Chordata, Actinopteri, Chaetodontiformes, Chaetodontidae. The transcript has 10 exons.